AUGGCGCUUCCUCAGAUCUUAAGGACACCGUCCACAGACAUCUUGGGCGUCAAACAUCCUAUCAUGCUCGCUGGAAUGAACCAGGUGUCGAGUCCGGCCCUGUGUGCUGCUGUCACAAAUGCUGGUGGCUUUGGUGUCAUCGGUGGUGGCACAUACACACCAGAGCAAAUGGCAGAACAGAUUGACAACACCCGAGCCCUGCUGGACGACAAGAACGCGCCGUUCGGAGUAGAUCUCCUCAUCCCUAAAGUUGGCGGAGGCGCCCGAGCGACAAAUUACGAUUACCUCAAGGGCAACUUGGACAAGCUUAUCGACAUUAUCAUCGAUAGGAAAGUGGCGCUCUUCGUCUGUGCAGUUGGUUUGGCUCCAGCACAUGUGGUCAAACGUCUUCAUGAGGGAGGAGUGUUAUACAUGAACAUGUGCGGAGCACCAAAGCAUGCGGUAGCAGCCGCCAGGAACGGUGCUGAUUUUGUUUGCGCAACUGGCAACGAAGCCGGCGGUCACACUGGCGAGAUCCCAACCAUGGUCCUGAUCCCAGCCGUCUACGAAGCCAUUAAGGGGAUCAAGAGUCCUUAUACUGGCAAGCAAGUGCAGCUGGUCGCCGGAGGUGGCUUGUACAACGGCCGAUCAGUCGCGGCUGCCAUGUCGCUCGGCGCUAGCGCUGUGUGGGUUGGUACCAGAUUCAUCUUGAGCAAAGAGUCAGGAGCAUCCAAGUUCCACAAGCAAGAGCUUCUGACAGCUGGCCAUGGUGACGUUGUCAGGUCGACUAUCUUCACUGGAAGACCACUGCACUCCAAAGCCACCCCAUACUUGCGCAGAUGGGAGGAAGACCGACGUGUCGAGAUGUUGGCGCUUCAGGAAAAGGGCAUCAUCCCAGUGCACCAUGACCUCGAGAAGCACCCUGACGACGAAGAAGUACUGGACGGACAGAUCCCCAUUCUCAUGGGAAAGGUUGCGCCAUUAGUCAGAGAAGACUUGCCUGCAAGAGUUAUUGUUGAGACACUUGUGCAAGAAGCAGACAGUGUUCUCAAGGAGCAGCAGCAAUUCAUAGCUAAACUAUAG
Molecule: messenger RNA, 1062 nt
Organism: Aureobasidium melanogenum CBS 110374
Lineage: Eukaryota; Fungi; Ascomycota; Dothideomycetes; Dothideales; Saccotheciaceae
Product: NPD-domain-containing protein
Exons: 3
Coding region: 1-1062 (353 amino acids)
Molecular function (GO): nitronate monooxygenase activity
Source: RefSeq, a predicted model, not a curated record